Molecule: messenger RNA, 1319 nt
Organism: Lactuca virosa
Lineage: Eukaryota; Viridiplantae; Streptophyta; Magnoliopsida; Asterales; Asteraceae
Source: the annotation of a GenBank genome assembly
CUAUACUUUAGUUGUGGUCCUAAAUGUUCAAUGGGCUUAAUGGAGAAUAGCUUUGCAUCAUCCUCAUCAUCAAUCACCAUCUUUUCCCUCGAACAUCAUUUGUUCACUGCAAUUUCCAGGUUUGUGUUCAACUUCACUAUUAUUACGUUUGGUUUAUUCAUGUAUUUAAUUGUUUAAUCACAAAUUAGGGUUUCUACAUUCAGUUUCUGACUGUUCUUUAUAAAAAUUGAAGUUUCUACUUUCUAUAGGAAUCUGAAAUUUUGCAAAUGCGAUAUCGCAUUAUCACUAUUCCGUCAAGUUCUAUGGAUAUGGUUCUGCAGUUUCUUUUAUCCAAAAUAGUCGUUUAUUUCGUUUCUAGCAUAAUAUGGUGUCCCCUUGUAUGCAAUUAACAGGUUAAUUGAUUUGACCUAAUUGCACUCUAUCCACUCUUACCAGAGUCGUUGAAUAGGGUUAGGGGUUAGCGAACUAGUUUUAUCAAAUCAGGAAUAGGUUGCGAGAUUUUCAAUCUUUCAGAAGUACUUCGCUUUGCUCUUUUUUACAUGCUUUAUGAUUCUAUUUUUCCGACUUUACUUUGCUCUUUUUUCUUUGUCUACUGAUAAUUCUACUCAUUAUACUGUCUACUGAAUACUCCGACAAUUCUGAGCUUAUAUUGAAGAUUGGUCAUUCUGGGUUUGUAGUGAAUAAUUGCUUAAAACCCAAUUAUGAGAUUGUUUGUGGAUUCUACUUCAACAAUUGAAUGGCUUUAAUUUCUGAUCCAGUGGCAAUCUUUACAGGUAUAAAUUAUCCCAAAUCACUAUCUCCAAUUCAGAAGUUAACCACAAACACAUCAACAAAUAACCGAAAAAGCCACCCUGUUUUUAAAAAGAUCUGUAUAACAAGACAUAAGUUUUUAGUUGGAGAAGAUUAUGGUGCCAAAUAUGCUAUUUCAGUAGCAAGAGGAAACAACAAUGGGCUUAAUUUACAUCAUGAACCCUUUUGGUUAUCACCAACAAAGGGCUUUAUUAGGGGAAUAAAAUCUUUGUUUGCCUUUCUGGCUGAACAACCUAGCCAGCUAAAGUACAUAGAGUGGCCAGGUUUCCAAAAUACGUUGAAGACAGCUAUGUUGACUCUUGUUCUUGUGGCGAUGCUUAUUGUUGGCUUAUCAUCUGUCGAUUCUGGUCUUUGGUAUUUGCUUGUAACGAUUCUAAGGAAACCUGCAUGAUUCUAUUUCUAUUAAUCUCAGUGUUUUUAUUUUGACUUGAUUUAGUCCUUACUUUUUACAAAUUUGUCUUUAUUAGGUUUGGUAGCCUUUUUUUAUUUAUUUAUAAUAAAAUGAUCAC